Colletotrichum chrysophilum is the source of this 684-nucleotide messenger RNA. RefSeq lists its product as uncharacterized. The coding region runs from base 1 to 684 and encodes 227 amino acids. The record is from RefSeq and is a predicted model, not a curated record. Lineage: Eukaryota; Fungi; Ascomycota; Sordariomycetes; Glomerellales; Glomerellaceae. The transcript is spliced from 2 exons.
AUGCAGGAGCACUUCACGCAGCAAGAGGCCGACUUGUCGCCCAUGGCCCAGAAGAAUGCAGCAGAGAAGCUCUCCGGAGCUAUGAUGUCGCUCGACGUUGGCGGCAAUGGCACAGCCAACCAGGCAUUCAAGUCAUCGCCUGCUUCUGACGCCAUGACUCUUGAGCACGAGCUCAACACCGCUACCAAGGACAGCGCCUCUGUCGACAAGGACUCUGACUGUCAGCGCAACACGGGCAAGUCCGCUAAGGAGAAGCUCGUCGACGAGGAGCGCAGCAAGAAAAAGCGUGCCAUGAAAAAGCUCGAGAACAAAGGUGUCUGUAUGGAGUCCAUUGGCAAGGAAGACGACAAAGACGUUGACGGCGACAACGCUGACGGCAAUUGUACCCUGGAAGAGCUGUUGGAGGAAGUUGAUGGGCUUCUGGAGGAUUUUCUUUACUUGAAGACACAAGAUCGGAUGACGCUGUCAGUCCACCCUGUCAUGCGGGCUGCCCUCAUGGAGGAAGAAGCAGCAAGAAGAGAGGAGGAACACAAGGACUGGAAUAUCAGACGCGUCUCCUUCCUCGCUCGCUGUGAGGCGUUCAUCAUCAGCAAGAGUAAUAUCACCCAGGAGGACAGCACCAAGGAGAACAAGGCUAUUGAUCUCCUGAAGGAGUAUCUUCCCCUCAAAAUCGCCGUCCUCUAG